Molecule: messenger RNA, 2025 nt
Organism: Zerene cesonia (dogface butterfly)
Lineage: Eukaryota; Metazoa; Arthropoda; Insecta; Lepidoptera; Pieridae
Product: protein TAPT1 homolog
Exons: 10
Coding region: 238-2025 (595 amino acids)
Biological process (GO): positive regulation of cilium assembly; maintenance of protein localization in endoplasmic reticulum
Cellular component (GO): ciliary basal body; endoplasmic reticulum membrane
Source: RefSeq, a predicted model, not a curated record
UAAAUGUUUCUUUCAGUCUCUAGCUACUUACGACAGUUCAAAUUGCAGUUUAAUAGGUACUCUGUGGAACUGACAUAUUAUCAUGAAAUGUUUGUCUUCUGUCAGAUUUUUGUCUGUUGUCGGUCAAAGUAUUUUUGAUUUUAUUUGGGUGUAAGUUGUUUAUUAGUUGUGCGUUUAAUACUCUUGCGAUUCCUAUAGCAAUGUUUUUGAAUUGAUGACGAAGUAAACCUGUCUAACAUGACAUUAAAAAAUGAAGAUUUACAAGAACACACCAAAAGGUUACGUUUUAAGAAUGUUAACCAAACUAACUCUGGAGAGUUUACGGAUAGGGUGGUUAAAGAGAUAAAAAGCAAAGAUGGUGAAAAAAAUGCUUCCCUGUUUACAUUUUUGCAUGUAGAACUAACUAGAGGCUAUUUAUUGGAGCACGAUGAAGAAAGAUUUUCAGCGAGACGAGAAAAGGUGUAUUCUUUUAUUAAAAUACCACAAGAAUUGGAGAAAUUUAUGGCAUAUGGAUUUUUUCAAUGUGCGGACUCCCUACUUUUCAUUUAUACAUUUCUUCCUUUAAGAUUUAUAAUGGCGUUCUGGUCCUUUUUUGAAAGAUUAUUUAGAAGGUGUUUUGGGUUCUGCUCAAACUCUCAAAGAAGCAUACUGAAACCCGCUGAGACAUGUGAUGUACUUAAAGGAUUCAUUCUCUUAAUAUGUAGUAUAUUAAUGUGUUAUAUUGAUACAAAUAUGAUGUAUCAUCUAGUGAAAAGCCAGAGUGUUAUGAAGUUAUAUAUAUUCUAUAAUAUGUUAGAGGUUGGUGACAGGUUGUUUUCAGCGUUUGGACAAGAUACAAUAGAUGCCUUGUUCUGGACAGCUACAGAACCAAGAGAUAGGAAAAGAGAGCAUUUGGGUGUGAUACCACACUUGAUUUUUGCUAUGAUAUAUGUCUUUCUCCACAGCCUAUUAGUGUUAUUUCAAGCUACAACACUCAAUGUGGCAUUCAAUUCUAACAACAAGAGUCUACUCAUCAUUAUGAUGUCCAAUAAUUUCGUAGAGUUGAAAGGCAGUGUAUUCAAAAAGUUUGACAAGAACAACCUCUUCCAAGUGUCAUGCAGCGAUGUAAGAGAGAGGUUGCAUCUGGCCGUACUACUGUUUAUAGUUGUGCUACAGACUAUGAAGGAAUAUGUCUGGAAAGAGGAGCGGUUCUGGAUCUUAGCACCUGAUUGUGUGCUGGUUUUGACUUUUGAGGUUAUAAUAGAUUGGGUUAAGCAUGCCUUUAUUACUCGCUUCAACGAGAUCCCGUACGGCGUGUACCGCGAGUACACGCUGAGCCUCGCGUACGACGUGGCGCAGACGCGGCAGGAGUACGCGUUCAGCGACCACUCGGACCUCGUGGCGCGACGCAUGGGCUUCAUCCCGCUGCCGCUGGGGGUCGUCAUCACCAGGGUGCUGGUGCACGCCGUCAAGGUGGACGGGUUUGCAGCGAUAUUUCUAAUUUUCCUCGCCUACAUAUGCCUAAUAACGGUGCGUGUGCUGAUAUCCAUAGUGAUACUGGGCAAGGCGUGCAACCUCAUCACGUUGCACCAGAGCGAGAAAACUGAGAGCCAUCAGACUACGCCUAAACGAGAGCACAAAGACUUCAAAGAGAUCUUUACGCACAAGUCGCCAGAAAGCGAGCCGCCAGAUAAGAAACCGCAGUUGAAGUUUAUGGUGCCCGGUGAUACAGUUAAAAGUGAGCCGCGUGUAGACUCAACGGGCGCGGCGGCCAUUUUCUCGAACAGUGCCAUAGACCUCAACGGCGUGUGCUAUCUCAACGACAACCUCGCUGAGAUCAAACACGAGCCCGACUAUGACAAUGAGCUAGCGGACGUGACCCGCAGCGCGCCGGACAUCAACAAGACGCGGGCGGGGCCGGGCGCGGCGGGGGGCGCGGGGGGCGCCGGGGGCGCUGCGGGCGGCGCGGGGGGCGCGGAGGACGCGCUGCAGCGCCGCGCCGAGUCUGAGCCUAAUCUCGCCAAGCCGGACGACGAUGUCGCCUAG